AUGGCUUCGCCAACAGCUCCACCACUUCCAUUUUCACCAGUAUUAAAAGACCAGAGCCAAAGCAGUAGUCAUCUAAGUAGGAACUGGUUAGUGAGGAAACCGAUUCCGGGUACAAACCACCGUUUGCGCCGGAGAAAUAAUGUGGCAGCAACCGCAGCCGGAGGCCCGCGGUCAGGACAGAGGGCACCACCGGGAGUCGACACCAGAAUUCACUGGGAGAACGAGGAUGAGGGGUGGGUAGGAGGAAGUACCAAUUCAACACCCGUCGAAGAGCAGCUUAAAGCCGAGCAGAGUAAAAAAUUUGCAGACUUGCUCAACAGUUCAUCUGAUUCUCAUUACCAAUUCUUAGGCGUAUCUGCUGAAGCAGAUAUGGAAGAGAUUAAAGCUGCUUACCGAAGACUAUCAAAGGAAUACCAUCCAGACACGACAACACUUCCAAUAAAAGCAGCAUCUGAAAAAUUUAUGAAACUUAAAGAAAUCUAUGAGGUUUUAAGCAAUGACGAGAAGCGAAGGUUUUAUGAUUGGACACUAGCCCAAGAGGCAGCAAGCCGUGAAGCUAUCAAGUUGAGAAAGAAGCUAGAAGAUCCACGCAUGCAAGACGUUGCAAAUUGGGAGCCUGUCCCCGACAUGGUAGAUCGUCUUGGGGGCAAAAAUUUGGAGCUGAGCGAUCAGGCAAAGACAGCUCUCACCUUUGAUAUAUUCGCCAUUCUGGUAUCAGUUUGUUGCAUCAUAUAUGCAAUAUUCUUUAAGGAGUACUAG
Molecule: messenger RNA, 759 nt
Organism: Oldenlandia corymbosa var. corymbosa
Lineage: Eukaryota; Viridiplantae; Streptophyta; Magnoliopsida; Gentianales; Rubiaceae
Source: the annotation of a GenBank genome assembly